AUGGUGCUGGUGGUGGCUGUCGUGCUGCUGCUCCUGGCACUGCUGCCACCGGUGUCGAUGCUGCAGGACGCAGGAGCACUGCAGGGGAACCCAGAGCCAGACCCCUCCACGCCAGCCCUGCUCCGUCUGUCCGACACGCUGCUGGCUCACUACAGGAGGGGAGUCCGACCCGUGCGGGACUGGCGCACCACCACCACUGUGGCCAUCGAUGUCAUGGUGUAUGCCAUCCUCAGCGUGGAUGAGAAAAACCAGGUGCUGACCACCUACAUCUGGUACAGACAGCACUGGACGGAUGAGUUCCUCCAGUGGGAUCCAGCACACUUCGACAACAUCACGCAGAUUUCCCUCCCUGCGGAGAGCAUCUGGGUGCCCGACAUCCUCAUCAACGAGUUCGUGGAUGUUGGGAAGUCCCCCGAUGUCCCCUACGUCUACGUUCGCCACCACGGAGAGGUCCAGAACCUCAAGCCCAUCCAAGUGGUGACAGCCUGCAGCUUGGACAUCUACAAUUUCCCCUUCGACGUCCAGAACUGCUCGCUUACCUUCACCAGCUGGCUGCACAACAUCCACGACAUCAACCUCUCGCUGUGGCGGCAGCCGGAGCUGGUGAAAUUCGACAGGAGCGUCUUCAUGAACCAGGGCGAGUGGGAGCUGCUGUACGUGCUCAGCCACUUCCAGGAGUUCAGCGUCAAAAGCAGCGACAGCUACGCCGAGAUGAAGUUCUACGUCGUCAUCCGGAGGCGUCCUCUCUUCUAUACCAUCAACCUGCUGCUCCCUAGUAUCUUCUUGAUGGUGAUGGACAUUGUAGGCUUCUACCUGCCUCCCAACAGUGGCGAGAGGGUCUCUUUCAAGAUCACUCUCCUCCUGGGCUACUCAGUUUUCCUCAUCAUCGUAUCUGACACGCUUCCAGCUACUGCUGUUGGCACCCCACUGAUAGGCAUCUAUUUUGUGGUGUGCAUGGCGUUGCUCGUCAUCAGCCUCACAGAGACCAUCUUCAUUGUGCGCCUGGUACACAAGCAAGACCUGCAGCCUCACGUCCCCAGCUGGGUGAAGCACUUACUGCUGGAACGUGCCACUGCACUGCUCUGCAUCUGGGACAGGAAGAAAUUCAGCCAAAGCAGAACACAGAGCUCAGACAUCUCCAGGCACGUGGAGAACAAUGACAGCACAGCCAAACUGAACCACUACGGUUCUGAAGACCCUCGGGAGCGAGAGGUGGCAGGAAGCACAAGGCCCACCCCUGCCUCUGCCACUCCAGCAGAGGGCUCUCUGCUCAUUCACAGCAUCCUGCACGAGAUCACCACCAUCCGCCAGUUCCUCGAGAAGCGUGAUGAAUUUCGUGAUGUCGCCCGUGAGUGGCUGCAAGUGGGCUACGUGUUGGAUGUUCUGCUCUUCCGAGCAUACCUGGUGGCUGUCCUGGCCUACACCAUCACACUGGGCACACUCUGGUCGGUGUGGCAGUAUGCCUGAGCUGCAUUUUGGGGCAGGCAAGAGAUCCAGACCGGUGCAAUUAGCCCACUUCCAGUAGCUCUAGAGCAGCAGCAUCUGAGCACUAAGAUAAGGGCUGAGGAAAAGCAAGCAAGCAACGAGCACACCUACCCCAACCGAACCGCCGUCAUCUCCAGUCGAGCUCCUUUCCCCUCCUCUCACCUCACAAGGGCUUCCCGGAUGGCUGCAGCCUCUGCACCCAUCUCCCCCUCCCCUCGGCCGGGACAGGGCCACGAGCACGGCGCGGCCCCGCUCCCACCCGGCGCUUCAGCACCAUGGACAGCGGCACCGGCACAGUCCGGCGGCGGCCGCUCCCGUCGGGGCUCCCCGGUGCCAUCCAUCCCCCCGAGCUCCGCUGGGCGAGGACCGACACAGCUGCCCCCGGGGCUCAGCCCUCACCUUGCCCAGUGGAGUCCAUCAGGAUGCCCACCCCUCCCUCCUCCCUUCCCUAGGGUGUUUUCCUGCUCCCUCCUCCGUCUCGGGGCCACCCACCUCCUUCCCAGUCCCACCUCCACCUUCAUCACGCAGCCUGCUGUGGCAGAGGGACGUGGAUCUGUCCUCCACGCAGGGCUGCGCUCACCAGCUCCACUCACCCUGCACGAAGCACUGGAAGCUGCACACCUGUUUCUUGUUCUUUGUUACUGCUUCACCAGAGCCAGAGGCUCAUCAGGUCCUGCAUGUCUAUGUCUCCCCUUCUCCUGAGUACUUCUGCAUGCUUGCCUGGCAGAUCCCCUCUGCAUUCCUACCCAUCAGUACAGUAACUGGGAGAGAACUAGCAGAUGGAGAAAAAAACAAACAAACAAAAACAGUGCAAGUGGAUCUGUCUCCAUAGGAAUGCAAUACUGGAAGAGACCAACAGGGUUACCUGUCUUGGUCCUCCACUAAUGCAGGCUUCCAAAGCUGUCAUAUAUAAGCAUGUUCCCUCUGUGCACCUCUGCCAGGGCAGAGGCGUGGAGCUGCUGUCUAACAGGAGAGAAAAGGAGCUCCUGCAUCUCAGAACAGCAGGACUGGGAUUUGAGCCAAAAACUGUAAAGAGCUGCUCUGCCCAAUGCGAUACCUGCACAGUGUGUUUGCAAACUGGGGGUAGUGUGUCAGGCAGCUGUGAUGUCUGCCAAGAGAAAAAGCCAAACUGAUGGCAUUUUCAGGGUGGUUCCUGAAACCCUGUGCAGAUACAGAUGUGCACUUCACACUGGUUCCUUACCUGAGCAUCCAGCGCAGGCAACAUCCUCUAAAGUGCUGGUGAUGAAUGGAGGCCUCAUCCUGUUUGCUCUGGUAGCUCCUUGACAGGAACACAGAUAUCACAGUGUCUGGCAACUCUGUGUUCACUCUCAAGCCCACCAACCCCGAUCCACAGGCCAGACACCCUCCCAGGCCUUCACAUGCAGGAAAACUCCCUGCUAAGUGACAGGAGGGCUGCUGGCCGGGUGGUGUGGACUCCUGGCAGCCCCGACCAGCGCUAAUGUGCUGAUGGUCUGUAAGUGGCUGGCUAUUGAUGAGGUGUCCAGUUAAAGAGUUUGUGAGACACUAAAUCAGCCCAUUGAUCCUACCGAGAUCGAUGGUGCUACAGACCUGAUCACUGCAGCGGGCAAUUAACACCCUCUGGAAUGAGCUGCCUUCAUGUAACAUCAAACGCUCCAACAGACAAAUCCAAUGGGCCCAUUGAACCGGGCGUGCGAUGCCUCCCGCCCGCACGAGACCUGGGCUGAGGUCGGUGGGACCACUGCAUCGCCUUCCUCAGCCAUGCCCCAUGGACACCCUCUGCCCCAUGGCUCACCUGUACCACCACAGCUCCCACGGACAACACUUCUCCGGCCAUCUGGUCCCAACGUGACUCGAUCCCAGUGCAGAGCUGCUAACCCUCACCUGCUCCACAGGUCACCAUGGGAAAGGAGUUAAGCCAGAGCAGGAAGAGGCAUCCAGGCUUUCUCCCUUUCAGAUUAGUGCUGUUCCCUCACACCGCUUUGGGAAGUGCUGCAUGCAGGAAAAGUUACAGGCAUCUCUCCGAGAUGAGCCUGGAUUUUCCUCUAAACAACAACAAAAAAAUCAAUAAAUCUGAAUCUAAUCUACUAAUAAAGGUUUAAUGAGGACAUAAUGUUGAUGGAACAGAACAUUGUUGCAGCAUAAUCACUCCCAGCUGCUGUGUGAAUGUGCAGACAAAGGCCCAGUCCUAUGACAAUUUCCCUGUUAUAAUAACUCCUUUGUAUAAAGCCAAACGCUGCAGCGGGAUCUUAUCCCUUCCUCCACGAGGGAUGGUGCAGACAGCAGGUUGCUGCAAGCAGGACACCUCCACCAGGGGUGUCCAACACAUCCCUAGGAGGGGCUGUGCCAAGAGGCAACACCAGAGGCAGUUGCCACUUGGAGGCUCACGCGUUGCCACCAGCACUUCCAUGGGCCAGGAGCCACUUAUGCUGGCUAUGCCCUGCAGCGGGACCCACAGAGCAGAGGAUGGGGCACAGCUGUCCUGGGGGAGCUGGAGCCCUGUGGGAGCCUUGGGGUGGGCACACUGCUCCCUCAUCCCAGGGCACAGGAAGAACCCACGCUCACAGCAGUGCAUUGCAUCCAUCACCUGAAAAAUAAAUGAUACAUUACAUGGAGUGACUGCACUGGGACUGCUAUACGAUGGGCAUGUAACUGCAUCCUGGCCCCCGGGGGGGGGGCAACAAAGGUGGGAGGGAGCACAGCUCGCAGUGCACCAGGCUGAGUGCCGCAUGCCAUACAGCGACAUAAAAGGAGUGCAGACUUUGCUGUUAAUGUAGUCAGUAAAUAAAUAAAGGAGGGCUUAAGCUUAGUGUACAGCAAUCAGUUUAGAACUACAGGAUAAUUAACACAGCGGGGGGCCAGACUACUCUGCAGUCAGGUUUAAAUGAACGAGUUCACUUUCAUUGAGGCAAACUCGCUCCGCUCCCCGGCGAGCUGUGCGUGCAGCAGCAGUGCCUGCAUUGGCAGCAGCAAGCGGGGCCAAGGGCUGCACCCCAUGCACCCCACAGCAGCAGGGAGCCCCUGUGUGGGCUUCUUGCUGUGAAUCCUCCUCUUGCUGUUUGCUCCUACAUCACCCAGGCAGCCUGCAACCAGCCCUGCCACCUUCCCAAGUAAUGCAAAUGCACCUGUGCAUGCACCAUCCCAGCAAGGCAGAGACAGCCUUGGGUGGGAACAGCACCCACAUGGGGUGGGAACGGCCCUUUUGGCUCCAGAAGCAGAAUGGCAGAGCUGUAGAUGCUGCCGCUGCUCUCCUCAAACAGGAAAAAUAAAGGACAGCAGCAAAUCACCCUGUCAAGCAUCAUGCGGCGCACGAUGAAACGGUCUCCAGGGAUGCCAAGGGACUUUAAAACAGGAGGCACGUUUCAUUUUCUGCCACUGUAAGGGCCCUCUCCUAUGCCAAAGCACGGAGGGAGCCCUGCAUAAAUAAGAAGGAAGCUUUUUAGGAGUUCGUGGCUCUUAAUGAAAAAGAAAUUCUGGAGAGCCACGAUCACAUACCUCCAUUUUCCCUGGAAAAGCGCCUUCCAGGCUGCACACCCUCAGAAAAACAGCAGCUCCUGCUUGCCAUGCUGGACCCCCAUCCCUCCAGGCUCACAGCGGUGGGAUUCGCUCCCUGCAGCAUCCAUCUCUGAGACAGUAUCUGGGUCUGGGGGUGCGCAGGGAUGGGUCCCCCCAUCCACCCAGCCCUCCUCACCCGUGCCCUCCAGCACUGGUCAGGAUGCUUGACCUGCACCAUAGGAACACCCAACGCCAACAGCACAGCGCUGGAGGGCUCUGCUGCCACCACAUCCUCCUCUUCCUCCUCCCAGGGCUGACAUCCGAGCACAGAACAGCGACAGGAGACAGCAGGCUGAGACAACUGAAUUAACUUUAUUGUUUCUUCUAACUGCAGAUUCAAGGUAUACAACUGAACAUUGCUAUUUUCCUUAUGAGACUUAUAAAUAAAAAUACAAAAAAUGUCCACUACAAAAAAAUCUACUGUUAGUAGGAUGUAAAAAAUAUUCUCUUUGCUAUAGAAGGCACGAACUUCACUUAGUGACACAUGGAGAGAAAAAAACCUGCAGCAGUAUAUUCUUUUUUUUUUCCUUUUUUUUUUUUUUCUUUUCUUUUUUUUCCUCUGUCAGAAACACUGAAGUUUUACAAAGAAAUGCAUCUGAAUCUACACAGAAUGAAGGCAGAUGCGGAGAGCUGCAACUAGGAGACACCACAACUCGGGACUUAUUUUUUUUUUUAUUCAUUUUUUCAGGAAAUUUUUAGCUAACUGCAUCUGUGGCUAGAGAACAGAUAGGACUCGCAAGCAGUACUGCAAAGGAACAAACAGCGAGGAAACAGAAUUGUACAAAAAAAAAAGUAGUAACCCAUACUCUGAAGAAACAAAAAACAAAAAAUUGGGCACCUUCUAAAAUGAGGCUACCAGGAGGUGCUGAGGUAGACGGAACUAUAACAUCAAUUAAUUCCAAACACUAGUUUUAAUACAGAGCAAUCAGACUGGCACUUGGGCUGUCACGACAUAAAAGACAAGCGAUGAAAGAAAGCCUUAGUUUGCUUGGUCCAGCAGGGCAGUUGGUCCUCAGUGCUAUAAUAUACAUAUAUAUACUUAUAUAUAUAUGGAUAGGUGUCAUGGAGCUUAACCAUGGCUUCGCAGCCUUAGAAGUUCAUGCAUACGUAACACUAUGUGAAACAAAUACUAGGAUGUGCACUCAAACACUGGGACUGGGUGUGGGAGAGGCACCGUGCUAUGCUGCACUGCCCAACAUGGGGACAUACUGGCAUGGCACAGCAUGUGGCUCAGCAUGGUACGGCACACAGCAUGGCGCAUGGCACAUGCCAGGUGCUCGCCAUGAGCACUGCAGAGGGAAGCUAGCCACCACAUCAACCUCUAGCUGGGCAACCCAUCAUCAGACACAGCCUUGCAGUGACUCUGCUCGUGCUGUUUGGGAGCCAACGGGAAUCCCGAUUCACAUUCUGCACCAUGCUGAGCUCUGAAGCCAAACGAUGCCAAUGUCUGUGUUAGGGGAGGAAGGGGACAGUGAGAGGGGAGGGAACAUAAAAGCAACAAAAGCCACGUGAGCUCAGCUGAGCGCUCAGCAGUACCAUGACACCCACGACCAGCAGUACCAAUUCACUGCAAAAAGGUACCAUAUACUUGUGAGAAAUUGCAGCAACCGUUUAUGUGAAAGAACUGGUGUGUUGUUUUGUUGUUGUUGUUGGUUGUGUGUAUGUGUGUGUUUCUCUUUAGGCACAAAGAUUAAACAAGCCAUUCUCCAAAGUUACAUCCUGGAUUGUACUACAUCAGCAUCUGCCCCGCUUCACCUCCUCGGCGCGGAGCAGCCAAAGUGCCACUGCUCGCAGGUGCACACGGGGCAUUGCUGCACGGUGCUCUGCACGGACAGACCCUCCCAGCAGCACCACCACGGCUCAGGGCCCCCAUCGCAGCCCCCUGCCCCCAUGAACACCCCCCAGCAAGCCCUGUGCACGGCCAAAGGGCGAUGCUCUGCAGAUGAACAAUUGCAAACCCACCCCACUCGGUGCUCAGACAGAGCUGCACAGCUCCCCAAAGCUCGCGGCAUCGAUGCCAGCCCUGCAGUGCACCCCGGGCUUUCACAUUACAGAUAACGCUCAACUGCUCCGCUUUCCUAUUCAAGUUUCACAGUCCCCUCCCUGCAGCACCGACACACCGCCGGGCUGCGCCCUGCCCCACCACGCUGUCACACGGCAGCGAAUUCCCCAGAUUAAGGCCUUCACGUUUCCGACAGUGAGGGAGCAAGGGGACAGGGGACAGCAGUACAGACACCCUGCUCUCUUCCCUUUACUCCCAUCUACAAAACCUUUCCCUAACUCUUCCUGCCACCCACCCCACCCCCUUCCCUUCCCCAAUUUAAUACAAACGCAGCUAAAUUACAAAAUAAUACACCAUUGCAAGUAAAGCAUGAGAUGAAAACCCAAAUGGCAUCACAAAGCAAACAAAUAUUGCAAACUGUGCUUCUGUCACUGCAAAAAAAAAAAAACAACAACAAAAAAAAAUCAGAAAACAACAAAAACAAACA
Gallus gallus (chicken) is the source of this 7508-nucleotide messenger RNA. It is a transcript of the gene HTR3A, whose product is annotated as 5-hydroxytryptamine receptor 3A. The transcript is spliced from 10 exons. Gene Ontology annotation, biological process: signal transduction; monoatomic ion transmembrane transport; regulation of membrane potential. Gene Ontology annotation, molecular function: extracellular ligand-gated monoatomic ion channel activity; transmembrane signaling receptor activity; neurotransmitter receptor activity. Gene Ontology annotation, cellular component: postsynaptic membrane; neuron projection; synapse. The record is from RefSeq and is a predicted model, not a curated record. The coding region runs from base 1 to 1467 and encodes 488 amino acids. NCBI's taxonomy places the organism in Eukaryota, Metazoa, Chordata, Aves, Galliformes, Phasianidae.